CAGCACGCUGUACCAAUCACGGACCUCUUCGCUUCUUACUUUUUUCAUGACUAUAACAAACCUCAUUUCUGUUUCCAGCUGUCAGUGGCCGAGGUGGAACUUCGUGCAGCAGCAGAGGAGCGUGACAAACUGCUUAACGAUGCCAACUACAGCAGCCUGCAGAACGACGAGGCUGUCACCAAGGCGCGCCAGGAGAGGGACGAGGCCAUCGAGAGGAAGAAGGCUGCUGAGGUGGCUUUAGCGAAGACCAGAGUGGAACUAAUGCAGGCGAACAGCCAGCUGUACGAGGCGGUGCGCCAGAAGGUGGACCUUGGACAGCAGCUCGAGCAGUGGCAGAUGGACAUGCAAGAGCUGAUCGACGAGCAGAUGAAGCACAAGCUGACUACGCAGGAGAAGCGCAGGAAGCUCCCGGAACAGCCGCCGCCCACCAGGACCUCGCGACUCCUUGGAUUUUUUCACCGGUGAUCUGUUGUACCCCACUCUUGGUGCGUCUCUGUGAAGCCGUAGACCACACUACCAUAUCAACCCUCUACCUUAUCAUCAUCAAAUACUACCAUACAACUACAUUACCAGCUGCCUACAGCCUAUUUUUAAUACUUUUGUACAAAAAUCUGUCAAAAUUGCUAGUAGCGACCGCCAUCUUGAUUUACCGUACGGACGCAUUCGCGAUCACCGAAUUUUUAGGUUAUGUUCUAAUUUUAUUUUAUAAACCGUGUGAUUUUUAUACUAUCGCAGUGAUAGUUAGUAUCGUAGUUAGAUUGGUUUUAAUUAGUUUACAAUUACUUUUUAAUGUUUUAUUGUGUAUUUUUAGUUUUUCACUGUAAAAUGGCUGUAUGAUUUGGCACUCGGGCAUUCUUCAUAUUCCUUUGGGGCGGAUUUAGUACAACAGAUUAUUAUGACGGACAGAAAUCCAAGAGAAUUAAUAUCUUCGGUCCGUCGUAAACGAUUAACGAUAGAUUUAUGUAAAAACGAAUUGUUCAGAACGAAAAAUGAACACUAACGUAAUGUAAGUCAUUAAUCCGCCAUUUUAAUACUUCAGCCAUUUUAAAUCUUAACGUACCCAUUGCUUUAUUUGUAAAUAACAUUUUAAUUAUUGAGAUUACCUUAACUAUGUAUUGUAUAGUUGGUACUUAAAUACGUAAAUCGUCACUUCAAGUGAGAUGUUUGGUGCACCUAAAGUGUAAAAUUAGAUUUACCGCCUGUUCUACCACGGAUAAUAUAUGGGUAGAUUUUUUACCGCAGAUCAAUUUACAAAGUGAAUACAAAGGGACUGAGUUAUAUGAUUAGAAAAAAAUCAUAAUUCUGUAAAUUCCUUAAUGUUCGUUUAAAUUUUGGCCUCCGUUAUAUGAAAUUGUGCAAAUGGCUGUGGUCUGUUUCUGGACAAUAACAAGAUAAGUAAUAAAAUCUGAUUUCCAGAUCAGACAUUAUAAUUGGAUUUUUCUAUUAGAAAAAAUCUUAAUUAAUAAUAAGGUACGAAUUGGAUUUGUAAUGGUUUAACCUAAUUUCGGGACCCUAAACUUUUAAGGGCCUUUCAGAUAUAAAUUAUUUAAAUUAUACAAAAAAUCUCUAUUAAUAUAAUUUACUUAAUAUUUGUUAUGUCUAUAACUCAGUAUCUUUUAACAAAGAAAGAAAGAAAAGAGUUAUUUACUCUCUUUCCCCAAAUUUGGUACAAAAUGGGCCAAUAACGAUAUCCUAUUAAAAUGUGGUGGAACAGGUUCUUAGAUAAUAAUAAUAAUAGAUUGCUAAUUAAUGAAGAACAUUUAAUAGCCAUAUUAUUUACAUUACUAUGUCUACUGGAUAUAAGACCCACUUUAACGGUUAAGGUCUAAAUUGUCCGGAGAUUUUAUAUAGGUAUUGUCUGGUUAUUUUAUGCAAUAUUCAGUAUUUUUUAGUUUGCCCGACUCUGAGUUUGUCUAUCAGUUGUAUGCGUUGGACGCGCAGCUAAAACACAAGGAUGCUGAUGCACACAUCUAUCAAAUAUAAUAUAAUGUAUACCGCACAGUGUGCUUGGUUUGGUGACCUUUCCGUGCAGUCAAGAAAAUUAUGCCUGAAUAUACAACAGGCACUGCAUGUAAAGAAUGGCCAUAAUAUCCAUAUUUUCUAUGUUUAAUGCUGAUAAUGAUUCAGAUACUACCAAACUUACCCCGGACAAUAUCGACAUUAACCAACAAGUGUGUAACGAACGCAAAUCGUUCCUAAUCUGGUGGAUUUAUUAGAAUAAUUUGUGUGUAGUUAUAUUCACGAGUAUGUAUAGUAGUUAAAUAAAUAUCACAUAUUUAAACAAUAUAUUUUGAGUUCUGCAAUAGUAAUUUAGUAGGUACUUAAGUGUUUGUGCCUUAAGAAGUACCUGGCCUUAAAAAGUGCCUUUCUAGUAAAGUCAAUUGUAUUUAUUAUGAAUAUACCGAUGCAGCCUUAGAAGAUAAACGGUGAGUUUACACACUGAAAGAUCAAUUAACGAACUAGUUUAUAAACUGUCUUGUGAACUAGUUGAUACGAUCAACUAGUUCACCGACUAGUUAAAAUAAUUUAUUUGGCCGUUAAUGUUUAAGCAAAAUACAAUUUUUGGAUAGUGGAUAUGGUAGAUGUAACUUUUUAUUUGUGCACGCGACUUGCCAAAAAUAUACUUAUCUAAUACCAAACCUUAAAUUGGUCCUAGUAGUUUUUUGUAAGCAAGGAUAACAGCACAGAUUCCCUCUUGAUAACCUGUGAAAGUGUUAUUUUUUAUGCUUAUUACAGAAAAGUUACGUAUAUCGUACACACGAUUGAAACUAUUAUACCUACUUGAAUUUGCAAAUUACCGAAAUUCGGUCAAAAUGACACAAAAUGGCUCUACAACUAAGUUAUAAAACGGCCUUUGUAAAUUAAUUUUAGUUAAGAGAGUACUUAAUAAAAUCUUGGAACAACCAACGCUCUCUUUAUAUGCAUUUGUGCAAUAAAACUUGUGAAACUCUACCACGAGUCUGUAUAAGUUCAGUUAAACAGAAACAGUCGUCUCCAAAAGUCUUUGAACAGUUAUUUUAAAAGAACUAAUGAAAAUUCCGUCGGUACAAUUUCAGUUAAUGUACUAGUACAUACUAUUUGGUUAUUCGACUUUUGCUUUCGACUGUAUCUUCUAUCACUAUGUACGAACAUGCUCAAGUAUAUUUAAUUCAUACACAUAAUGCUCAUAACUUGAACGUUUUCUUCUUAAAUACAAAUCAAAAUGAAGAAAAACUAAAUACUUAGUCAAUAUAAUGAAACUCAAACAGAUUGCUUGAACGAGAAAUUAUGCUAUCAAAUAGUAAACAUGAACAUUAACAAAAACUGUAAAAUGUGGAAUAAAUAAUUUAAGUUCGUUCCUCAAAAUGGCGACAGUGGCGCUAGUGCGCAUGCACGUCAGAGAAUUUUAAUUACAAAGGUAUUGCAAAGGAAAAAGCUCAUUCAUCCUCAAAUAUAUUUUUGUUUACUUAACAAUGCAAUAGGAUAAUGCAAAAGCAAUUAAAAACUGCAAUAUGUAUUUUAUGUGUAUAUAAUAUUAUGUAUAGAAUAUUAAACAAUAAACUCUAUUCUUUAUGUCAUUGUAAUAAGAUUUAAAAUAUAUUUGUCACCAAUAAAUGAGAUAUUACAUUAUUGUACUUAAUUUAUUUUUAAGACUGAACUAAUUAUUGAAUUAAAAUAUUGAUUUUAUAUUUGCUGUAUUCGAAAUUAAUUUUAUUUGAAAAUCAUUCUGUAUUCACAAUAAUUCUUGUACUUAAUUUUUAUUUUCUAAGCACAAAACACAGUUAUGGCGAGUGUAACUUCUUAGUCAUUCCAUUUUUAUAUUAAUUAUUGGGGUUUAUUACAUUAGAAUUUUUUUUUUUUAAUUAAGUGCCUUCAAGCGCCUUAUAGAAUAUUUCCGAGCCUAAGUAAUUAUUUUGGAUAAACAAAUCUACACAUAUUUGUAUACAUGUAAAUCGAUGUCGUAUUUUAUUCAUUUUUCCUACAUAAUAGUUAAAUAUUAAAAUUAUUUUUCCUCUGAAAUAACAUAAUCAUUUUUACUUUUUAAAAAUGACCGUAUGUUACGGGGGAAAAAUGUUUUUAGCAUUUUGAAUUACUAUGUAGGUGUUGCCUGAAAAAAAUAUAAAAAUUAGCAACUUCUUUGAAAUGUCAACUAAAAACUUAAAAGUAAAAAAUCCUAAUAAUUAUUUAUGUACGUUAAUAUAUUGCAACAUGAAUUAACCUUUGUUUUAUUCGCAAGUGUACUUAAAAAAACACAUUUCUUAAGUACUUAAUUAAUCCUAAUUUGUAAGAUCUUAAUAGUGACUAGAAAUAUCAUUAUGAAUAAUUAAUUAUGUUUAUGAAAUUAAUUAAUAAAGAAUGAGUUUAAACUGA
Molecule: messenger RNA, 4350 nt
Organism: Trichoplusia ni (cabbage looper)
Lineage: Eukaryota; Metazoa; Arthropoda; Insecta; Lepidoptera; Noctuidae
Product: bicaudal D-related protein homolog
Exons: 3
Source: RefSeq, a predicted model, not a curated record